Paraglomus occultum is the source of this 1164-nucleotide messenger RNA. The record is from the annotation of a GenBank genome assembly. Lineage: Eukaryota; Fungi; Glomeromycota; Glomeromycetes; Paraglomerales; Paraglomeraceae.
AUGUGGAAAAACGGUACAAAGACUCAGAUUGACAACUGUAAUGACUAUAUAGUUUCCGCUCCAUCAAACUUGGGUUCUUUCCGGAACUAUUGCCACACGUUUACAACAAAUCAAACUCUCAAGUACGCUCACCCUUAUGAGUCUGAAGAUGGCGUGUCAAAAAUCGGCAUUUAUCUCCAAAUUCCAAAUGUAACCGCCGCGGAACAGAGUGCUAUCGGGAUAGCUGCUCUCAAUAUGCUGCUAACGACACCUACGUUCAAUCCGCUAACACAUCCGGAAGAAGUUAUUAAUCAAAUGGACGAAGACGUCAAAUCGGAAAUGACGCUCGAAUGGAAUUUUCUUGCAGGCAUGGUGGACUACGCUGCAGUGAUUAAAUUCAGAAUAAACGAAUACAGGGCCAUCCUGCCGAGGGACAUUUCCGCUAUUAUAGGAUUUGGAGCAAAUUAUCAUGUUACUCCGAUAAUAGAUAACACUGUGACAUACUUUCCAUUCAACACAAAUCCAUAUGGUUUAGCGAAUGGAACAAAUGUAUAUUUCUCUGUAGCGGCUGGAAGUUUUGUCCAGACACAAGAAACGGAAGAACGAACAAUUACCAUUCUCAGUGCUAUUGCAUCUGCUGGCGGUGCAUUUGGCAUAAUCGGAGGUGCUUAUGUAUUGUUUUUUGGUCAAGCGCGUAUGGAUGCAUGGGGUAUUGCACACAAAUUCUCGAGAGAACCAGCAGAGCUUGUAGGCGCGUCACUCUUUCGCUCUCCUUCUCAAGACAAUGUUUUCAACAAUGAUAAUUCUCAAGCCGACCUUAAUUUGCAAAUAAAGCAACUUGGUAACGACAUCUCCGAACUUAAGGAAGUAAUUCGGUGCUAUGUGCUAGAUACAUCCUAUUUGGAAGAAGGACCAUCACUUCUCGAAUCGGGAGUCGUACAAGCGGCGAAAGCCAAGAAACGAUCCCCGGGUCUGGCUAAGAUGGCCAAGUCGGUUAAAAUGGCAAAAAUGGCCAAGAGGGCUAAGGCUGUUACUAGAGACAGUGAGGUCCGCAGUAAACUCCCUUAUAGGGGUCGGUUGGAGACCUUUUCUGCUCAAAAUGGCGAAUUAUAUGGUCCGGCGGCCUUUUCUCGCGAAGUGACCUUUUUCUACGCUCAGGCUCAAAAGGCCUUGCUAGAUAAUUGA